Canis lupus familiaris (dog) is the source of this 3932-nucleotide messenger RNA. It is a transcript of the gene EVX1, whose product is annotated as even-skipped homeobox 1. The transcript is spliced from 3 exons. Gene Ontology annotation, biological process: regulation of transcription by RNA polymerase II. The coding region runs from base 2414 to 3634 and encodes 406 amino acids. Lineage: Eukaryota; Metazoa; Chordata; Mammalia; Carnivora; Canidae. Gene Ontology annotation, molecular function: RNA polymerase II cis-regulatory region sequence-specific DNA binding; DNA-binding transcription factor activity, RNA polymerase II-specific. Gene Ontology annotation, cellular component: nucleus. The record is from RefSeq and is a predicted model, not a curated record.
GCUCGGUGCAGGAAGGGCCCAACCGAGGCAGCUCCAACGCGGGCUCUGCGGGCUCGACUUUGACAGGAAGGAAAGAGUAAGCCAGGUGCUCCCUCUGGCUCUGGCUACUGGCUGGGAAGGGCAGGGCGUGACAGAAACCCAGGACAACUCUGCGAUGCAGCAAAAGGUUCUAGGGUUUGAUCCCCUCCAGUCCCAGUCGCUCCUGUCACCUUUAGAAUAGUCCCUAGGAGUUUUGAACUAGCAGUGCUCAGCAGAUGGUGGCUUUGGGAGUCCCCGGGAGUGGAGAUGUUUAUGCCCACGUUACCUUCGGGAUCCCCCUGCCCGCCCCCCACCUCCACCCCAGGCGAGGUUAAUGAGCAUCUUCUGAUUGAAGAGGGGAAGUAGAAAGCAGGAGUGAGAAGAGAACUUUUGUCUUGCCUGAACCCCUUGCUUCCUCCACGACCUCCACAAGCCCACCGAUGGCUUAGACUGAGGUAGGGGAAAGGGAGAGAAGAGUAGAGAAAGAGAAAGGAGGAGGAGAACAAAGUAGGAGAUAGAACAAAACAAAAAAGAUAGUGACAGACUUUUCUUUAGAAUCUCAGAAAUUGGGGCUUUUGCCUUGGGACUUGGAGAAGGGCGGGGUGCAGGGGGCAGCCCAGAUGGCUGAGAGCUAGGAGCUCUGGGGAGAGACAGAGAAAAGAGAGUUUUAGAGAUAGCAGAGGGGAGAAGGGGCCUACCUUCUGCCCACAGCAAAGUGGGGAGAGACCUGGCCGCCCAUGGCGGUCUGGCCCCAGCCCACUGCUCAGAGCUGGCAAGGAGGGGUCAGUUUCCUAAUGGGUUGUCAGACCUUCCCUGGAAGGAGACCUGAGAAGGUCUCCCAAAGACAUCAAGCACUCCAAACUCCCCCCAGCCCUGCCCUAGAGGUUCCCUUUCUGUCCUCAAAUAUUUAGGAGUGCCCCUAGUCACUUGCUAUUUCAGGGCAUUUUUGGUGACGGCUCUCUUCUACCCUCAGUGCCACUGAAGCCCGUGGGCAGGACCUGGGGGAGAACCCUGUGUGCCAAAGCUCGGUGAACCCCCAUGCCGUGUGCUGGGGCACUCUCAACCCCUGCCCCCAGUUACUGGGUGAGAACGGCACGGUUUCCCAGCGAGCAGCCUCUGGCACUGCGGUCAUAGGGGCCGCAUUUCUCAGUGCCUCUUCACUCGCAAAACCUGUUUCCAGAGGAAUUCGUUGACUCUGAACGAAUACUUUAAAAUAUGGACAAGAAAAGAAAAAAGGCCACUGGUAGAACCUCUCCCCACCCUACAUACCUGAAGUGCAGGCGAGGCCCAAGCAAAUGGGAAAACGAUUUCUUCUACGAAUAGCCACCUGGAGGUCAAGCCGAGCUGUGGAGAGCUUAAGGCCACCUAGAUGGGGGAAGGGGAAUAAAAAAGAAUCAGCAAACAUUUGGAGUCAGCAGCUAAGACAAGCCCUUAAAGAAAAAAUAUUAAGGCAUUUAUUUCCUGCUCCUUCGGGAAGAAAAACAGCAAAGUUCUCUUGGUUUCCAGGAGGAAGGAGACAUCUGGGGGUAGAGGGUGGGAGGAGGAAGAGAGGAUACCCCAGGCUCAAGCUCUCCAGACAACUGAGCGGUGGGAGGAGGGAAUAUGUUUUUCAGUAGCUUGUAAAAAGACUUUGGAGCCCCUAGGAGGUUAGCUCGCCAGGACAGCCAGUUGUAAUAAUGACGAGAGAAGCGAGGCUUGUGAGUCGGCCUUCACACUUUUAAAAUGCAGUUAUGGAUUCUCUCAUCAGUGUUAGAUCAAGGCACCAAGUUAAGAAAACAAAAGCCAAAACAACAAUCAGGAAAAAAAAGAAAAUCAGAAGCUUAUUCAAUUACCGAGUCCCGCAGCUCCUGCGGAACUCGCCGCGCGCCUUAAGCUCUCUUUUUCUUUCUGCGGAAUUCCAUUUGCAUGCCCUCUGCCUGGGUGUCUCCCUGUCUCAGUGUGUGUGUCUCUCUGUCUGUUUUCACACUCUCCUCCCCAUUCGAGCGAGGCCCACACCUGGCGCAUCACUGCCGAGCCAUUAGCUGCGGGUCUCCUUUCAUCUUCGCUGUGGCAGACGUUUCUAUUUAUCCACUUGCGCUCGCCGAGUGGCGUCACCAGCGGUACUGUAAUGACGAUUGCAGCAGGAGGAUGACAGCUUAGAAAGAAGAGGGCAAUGGGGCUUCCUCCCAGAGGCGGUGCGGCACAGAGGAGCGCUCGCAUCACAAGGUGACCCCAGCUCCCCACCGCCACCACCGUCACCGUCGACAUCGCACUCCGGCCGCUCCGCGCCCGCCCAGUCGCCUGGCCUCUCUCUCUCCCUCCCGCAGCCAAGAUCUGUCCGACCGCUGGGGACCGGGGAGCCGGGGGCUAGGAGUCACUUGGGGCUUACUCCCUCCCCCCUCCGGCGAGCCCCGGGAUGGAGAGCCGAAAGGACAUGGUUAUGUUUCUGGAUGCGGGUCAGCUUGGUACUCUGGUUGGCAAGAGGGUCUCCAAUUUGUCCGAAGCCGUGGGCAGCCCGCUGCCGGAGCCGCCCGAGAAGACGGUGCCCCGUGGUUGCCUGAGCCCGCGGGCCGGUCCUCCGGCCGCCCGGGAGCGCGGCGGGGGAGGCCUGGAGGAGGAGCCGGUGGACGGACUAGCAGGCAGCGCUGCGGGGCCGGGCGCUGAGCCGCGGGCAGCCGGAGCUGCGGUGCUUGGCCCCGGACCUCCAGUGUCCUCCGCCGACAGCCUCUCGGCUCAGGGGCAACCUAGCAGCUCGGACACCGAGUCGGAUUUCUAUGAAGAAAUCGAGGUGAGCUGCACCCCGGACUGCGCCACGGGGAACGCCGAGUACCAGCACAGCAAAGGGCCCAGCUCAGAGGCAUUGGCCAGCAGUCCAAACAGCAGCAGUGAAGCCCCCAAGAGCAACAGCAGCAGCAGCUCCCAGGGCACCCUGGCCUGCAGCGCCAGUGACCAGAUGCGCCGCUACCGCACAGCCUUCACCCGGGAGCAGAUUGCCCGGCUGGAAAAAGAGUUCUACAGGGAGAACUAUGUGUCCAGGCCUCGGAGAUGCGAGCUGGCCGCCGCCCUAAACCUUCCGGAAACCACCAUCAAGGUGUGGUUCCAGAACCGGCGCAUGAAGGACAAACGGCAGCGGCUGGCCAUGACGUGGCCGCACCCGGCCGACCCCGCCUUCUACACGUACAUGAUGAGCCACGCGGCGGCCGCGGGCGGCCUGCCCUACCCCUUCCCGUCGCACCUGCCGCUACCCUACUACUCGCCCGUGGGCCUGGGCGCCGCGUCCGCCGCGUCCGCCGCCGCCUCGCCCUUCAGCGGCCCGCUGCGCCCGCUCGACACCUUCCGCGUGCUCUCGCAGCCCUACCCGCGGCCCGAACUGCUGUGCGCCUUCCGCCACCCGCCGCUCUACCCGGGCCCGGCUCACGGACUGGGCGCGGCGGCCGGCGGCCCCUGCUCCUGCCUCGCCUGCCACAGCGGCCCGGCCAACGGGCUGGCGCCCCGCGCCGCCGCCGCCGCCGCCUCGGACUUCACCUGUGCCUCCACCUCCCGCUCGGACUCCUUCCUCACCUUCGCGCCCUCCGUGCUCAGCAAGGCCUCCUCCGUGGCGCUGGACCAGAGGGAGGAGGUGCCCCUCACCAGAUAAGGGGCCGCCCGCGGGCUGCCGGCUCCAGGACGCCCGUGGGUUGGGGGGCUCCCCCCGCCCCCCGCGGGGACUCAGCCUGCGCCCCCUCCCCGCCCCCAGGGCAUCGAGGGGGAAAAGAAGGCCGAAAAGGACCAGAGAGGGACUCGGCCUCCAGGAUCGGGACGCCCGGGAAAGCGGCCUGGCGGGCGCGUUUGGGGAUCAGGAGUGGGGAUGGGGACGCGGAGACCGAGAGACCUUCCUCUGGGGCGGCCCCUCCGUUUUUCACCGGACCCGUUGCCCCUGAGCGGGGCUGAGGCCG